GUUCCGUGCUGGCCGCCGAUCGACGGACGACCAUGCGCUUCUGGCCCAAGCAAACGUACCGGCGCUACGAGAUGGCGCUGCUGUGCACGAUGGGCACGCUGCUCUGCUACGCCGACCGGACCAACAUUGGCAUUGCGAUCCCGUCCAUCGAGCCCGACCACGCCAAGCAGGGCCAGAUCUUAUCCUCCUUUUACUAUGGCUACAUCUGCACGCAGCUCCUUGGCGCCUACUGGGCCUCGAUCUAUGGUCCAAAGCGCGUGCUCGUCGCCGGCGUAGUCGUCUGGACGUGCUUUGACGUUCUCACGAUCACAACCGCGUCGUCGCCAACCUGGCUUCGCAUCAUGCGCAUUGGCAUGGGCCUCGGCGAGGGCAUCUUGUUCCCGACGCUGCACAUGCUCUCGGCGUCUUGGUACCCCGCGAGUGAGCGCAGUCGGCUCAUGUCGAUCGUCUCGAGCGGCGUCGACCUCGGGACCAUUGUCGCCAUGGCCAUCUCGCCGCUUCUUCUCGAGUCGCUCGGGUGGCGCUCGAUCUUUCUUCUCUUUGGCCUUCUUAGCACCACAUGGGUCCUUCUCUUCCUCUGGCGCGGCAGCAGCAAGCCCGAGACCGACGCGCGUAUCACCAACGCCGAGAAGGCAACGAUUUUAUCGCAGCGCGGGUCGCUCAUGGCGUCGUCGCCGCCGCCAUGGCGCCGCCUCGUUCUCAACAAGCACGCCUGGGGCAUCUACGCGUCGCAUUUCGCCUUCAACUAUGGCUGGUACGUGCUCCUUGGGUGGAUGCCGCAGUACUUCCGCGAAAAGCUGCACCUCUCACUGUCAUCAAGCGGGCUGGCGGCCGCGUGUCCGUACAUUGCGGGGUACGUCGGCGUCCUCUUCUGGGGCCUCGUCUCGGAUCGACUGCUGCAGCGGUACCGCGUCUUGCACGUGCGCCAGAUCAUGAAUGCCAUCGGUCUCCUUGGGGCAGCGCUCGCGCUGUAUCUCUUGCGCUACGCAGCGUCGGCGUCGGCGGCGAUUGGCAUGCUCUGCCUCACGCUCUUCUUCGCCCGCGCCGCGACGCUCGGGUAUUGGGUCAACAUGGUCGACAUUGGCCCGUCCUGCGCCGGCCACAUCAUGGGUGUGAGCAACACGAUCGCAACUAUACCUGGCAUCCUCGGAAACGUGCUCACGGGCUACCUCCUCGGGCACGACGCCAGCAACUGGGACCUGGUGUUUGGCAUUGCAAGCGCCCUCCUUGUCCUGGGCGCGCUCCUCUUCCAAGUGCUCUCGACGGAUAUGGUUGUCAUCGAGUCGACCGCGCCGCGCCGCGCGUACAAAAAGACCGACGCCGACGUCGACGACCUUCGGAUGCAAGCGCUCCUGUUGGACGUGAUGACGACGACCGACGACGACGACGAUGACGAGCGUGCAUCGACACGGCGCGAGGACGGCGAGUUUUUUAUUUAGACAUUUACGACUAACAUAUAUAUGCGACAUGCACAUAGUAUACAACAAUAAUGUGUUGUAUCGACUA
Messenger RNA from Saprolegnia diclina VS20, 1506 nucleotides. RefSeq lists its product as hypothetical. Lineage: Eukaryota; Oomycota; Saprolegniomycetes; Saprolegniales; Saprolegniaceae. Gene Ontology annotation, biological process: transmembrane transport. Gene Ontology annotation, molecular function: transmembrane transporter activity. The record is from RefSeq and is a predicted model, not a curated record. The coding region runs from base 33 to 1439 and encodes 468 amino acids. The transcript is spliced from 3 exons.